AAAUAUUUAGAGGUUAAAGGCCAGCUUUUAAUAUGGUGGAAGGGAGACAUAGCAGAAACAUUGCUGAUACGGUGUUGCAGAUCCAUAUUGCAAUCAUAUAACUUGAGGAUUUUAUUUUAUUUCUUCAGCAUUUCAAUAAUGGAGUUGAAGGUUCCUUCUGUCCCUUUGGCCUUGGUUAUAUAAAUUUGCACUUAUGCUAGAAAUUGAUCAUAAACUGAAAAUAUUCUCUGCUUUGUAAUUCAAAAGCUAGGCCUUCGUCUUUUCAAGAUUUCAAUCAAGAAAGAAAGAUGGAUGCCUCUGCUUUGAACCCAAAAAACUCUCAUCAUGUUCGCUCGAACAGCUUGCCCUCAAAGCCACACCCAUUCAUUGAUCAAGUUGAUGAGCAGUUAUGCAGAUUGAAGGAGGUUUCAAAAGCUACAUCUUCUUCAUCUGAACUAUGCCAUAAACUAAAUGACCUUCAGGAUUUGCAUGAUUCCAUUGAUAGGAUGCUUCUGUUGUCUCACACCCAACAUAUUCUUGUUGAAGAGAGCGAUAAGAAAUCUUUCAAUGAUUUACUUGAAGGAUCUAUCAAACUAUUGGAUUUGUGUGACAUAGCUAAGGAUGCAUUAUUGCAAUCAAAAGAAUGUGUGCACGAACUAGAAUCCGUUUUGCGCAGAAGACGGGGAGGUGAAAUGUUCAUAGCAAGUGAGGUUCAGAAAGGCUUAAGUUCUAGGAAGUUGAUAAAGAAAACAAUCAAUAAAGCCUUGAAGGCAAUUGAAACCAAAAGUUGUGAGAAAAGUCAAGCCUCUUCAGCCAUUGUUAGCUCGUUGAAACAGGCCGAAGUAGUUGGCUACAACGUUGUCAAAUCCUUAUUAUCUUACCUAGCAGGCCCCAAGUUUUCAUCAAAUUCGAGCCAUUGGUCUCUUGUUUCCAAGCUUGUGCAAUCCAAAAGGGUAGCUUGUGAAGUUGAAGAAACAAAUAGAAAUGAAGUGGCACUGGUUGAUGCUGCAUUACAUUCAAUUGCCUCUCAAAAAACAAAGAAAUCUGAUUUCCGUGUUCAAGUUGACAACUUACAGAACGCAUUGAAGAUAUUUGGUUCAAACAUUGAAGACCUUGAAGGCGAUCUCGAGGCUCUAUACAGGCAUCUUAUUAAAACUAGAGUUUCACUUCUCAAUAUCUACAACUACUAAGCUUGAAAUUUCAGAUAGAAGUAUGAUGGCCAAUCUCAUGAGAAUCCAUUUUUGUAGAUUGUAAAAAACAGUAAAUAUACAAACACUAUUCUCAAUUUGUGGCUUCAGCAA
Molecule: messenger RNA, 1280 nt
Organism: Cucumis sativus (cucumber)
Lineage: Eukaryota; Viridiplantae; Streptophyta; Magnoliopsida; Cucurbitales; Cucurbitaceae
Exons: 1
Coding region: 288-1169 (293 amino acids)
Biological process (GO): root development; shoot system development
Source: RefSeq, a predicted model, not a curated record